AUGGAUAUUCGAACGCUUCAGGCCCUAAGUAAUCCUUUUGCUCGAGGUCGGAGCCCUGGAUCUUGGCACGCGCGAAUUUCCCCAAGGGUUUGCACCGACCUCAGCACUUUGCACGAUGUGCGGUACCGCCUUUCCUUUUCCAGCAUGCGAGGGAUCGAGGGCUCAACUGCGGCUGCCAUGGUCCUGCGCAUGGUUCAGGGCAAGGCUGAAGGAAGGCGGUGGCUGGUUGGUGAGAACUCCGGCGUAGAAGCGGGGACGAAGGGGCCUCCAGCACUCUUGUGA
Coprinopsis cinerea okayama7#130 is the source of this 282-nucleotide messenger RNA. RefSeq lists its product as hypothetical. The record is from RefSeq and is a predicted model, not a curated record. The coding region runs from base 1 to 282 and encodes 93 amino acids. Lineage: Eukaryota; Fungi; Basidiomycota; Agaricomycetes; Agaricales; Psathyrellaceae. The transcript has 3 exons.